Messenger RNA from Eupeodes corollae, 2127 nucleotides. RefSeq lists its product as uncharacterized. The coding region runs from base 1 to 2127 and encodes 708 amino acids. NCBI's taxonomy places the organism in Eukaryota, Metazoa, Arthropoda, Insecta, Diptera, Syrphidae. The record is from RefSeq and is a predicted model, not a curated record. The transcript has a single exon.
AUGGAAGUCGUUGAUUUGUUUUCCACAAAUUUAACAACACAGAAAUAUGAAGUUGAAGUAUUUAUAGCCAACAAAGCCGUGAAGUUUGAAGUUGACUCGGGUUCCGGAUAUACCCUGAUUCCCAUUAAUAAAUUCGAACAGCUGAAGUUGAAUAUCAAACUCCAGCCAUGCUCUUUGAAGUUCAGAACGUACGACGCCGGUAUUGUGUCACCUCUAGGAGUCAUCGACGUUCCAGUGAAAUUCAACAACAUCGAAUCUGUUGAACAACUGUUCAUUGUACCGGAGGGGUUUUCAUCAUUGAUUGGUCGAACGUGGAUUCAGCGUCUGCAUAUAAGCCUUCAAGAAAUAGACAAAGUCAUCAAUCAGUCAAUCAAAAAUAAUAUUCAAGAUGUUUUCCAGGUAAAAUCAGUUGACCAAUUUGUGAAAUUAUUUCCAAAAAUUUUCGAGCAGUCAGUAGUCAAGAUUCCAGGUGUCAAGUGCUCUUUACAGCUAAGAAUUAAUGCAAGGCCAGUUUUCAUCAAAGCAACAACCAUACCGUUUGCUAUUCGUGACAAAGUCGAACGUGAGCUUUCCAUGCUGGAGAAAGACAACAUAAUCACAGCCAUCGACAAAAGUGAUUGGGGAUCACCCAUAGUAGCUGUGCCAAAACCAGAUGGAAACGUUAGGUUAUGCUUUGACUAUAAAGUUGCUGUCAACAAACAGCUCACACACGCGCACUACCCGAUUCCCCGAAUUGACGAAAUAGUGAACAACCUCAGGAAUUCAAGAUACUUCUGUAAAUUAGAUCUAUACAAAGCAUACCUUCAUAUUGAAGUAGAUGAAGUAAGUGCGAUGGUUCAAACAAUUUCGACGCACAAAGGCACAUUCAAAAUGAACCGCUUAAGCUUUGGCAUCAAAUCAGCUCCGAGUGAAUUUCAUCGAAUCUUGGACCAAAUUUUAAACGGCCUAACCGGAGUUGUUUCAUACUUCGACGAUAUCAUCGUACAUGGCGAAUCCCUAAGAGAAUGCGAAGAUAAUCUAUUGAAAUGCUUCCAGAGACUUCAAGACAAUGACUUGCAUAUAAAUAGAUCAAAAUGUAAAUUUUUUGCAACCAAGAUAUCGUACCUUGGUUACCUUAUAUUGUUCAAGACAAUUGCUAAAGAUCCAAAGAAAGUUGAAGCUAUUCUCGAUGCACGAAGACCAACUAAUGAGAAGGAAGUAAAACAAUUUCUUGGACUAGUGACUUACUAUAGUAAAUUCAUCCCCAACCAUUCAACUAUCACAGCCCCGAUUCGCGAGCUACUCUGUAAGGAUUCCGGUUUUUUCUGGUCAGCGAAAUGUGAAGCAGCAUUCAUCAAGCUUAAACAUUUGAUCGGAUGCGAACAGACGCUUGUUCCAUAUGACCCUUCACUGCCAGUCACUGUUGCUUGCGAUGCCAGCCCUGUGGGAGUAGCCGCUGUUCUUUCUCAUAUCAUCGAUGGAGUCGAGAAACCGAUCUGUUUCGUAUCAAGGUCCCUUUCAAAGUCUGAGAUGAAUUAUAGCCAAAUUGAUCGCGAGGCCUUGGCUAUUGUAUUUGCACUUGACCGACUUUUUACUUAUUUAUAUGGUAGAAAGUUUACGCUCAUCACGGACAACAAACCUCUGGCAAGAAUAUUCCAUCAUCAUAGUAAUUUGCCACCCAUGACAGCCGCUAGAUUGCUCAGGUACGCAAGUUAUUUGUCUAAUUUUAACUAUGAAAUAAUUCAUCGAAACGGCGACCGAAAUGUCAAUGCCGAUUAUUUCUCAAGAAAUCCGGUCAGUAAAACUUCCAAAGAACAUUCUACAAUCGAUGAUGAAAUCUUUCAGCUCCAAAACAAUUCAUUCAGCUACAUAUCUUCAACCAACGUCACUAGUCAAAUGAUAGCACAAGAAACAUCUAAGGACCCUGAUCUGACAAAAAUAAUAAAAGAAAUCAACGCCGGAACAAGCUAUUUACAGGAAUAUACACUGCAAGGUAACAUUUUAAUCCGAGAUUCACGAGUAUACAUCCCAAAAAUUUUUCAAAAGACAAUAUUGGACGAACUUCAUGUAACACAUCCAGGCAUAGUUCGCAUGAAACAGCUAGCGAGAAGAUACUGUUACUGGCACAAUAUUGAUCGAGAUAUUUAA